This is a messenger RNA of Volvox carteri f. nagariensis, 708 nucleotides long. RefSeq lists its product as uncharacterized. The coding region runs from base 1 to 708 and encodes 235 amino acids. NCBI's taxonomy places the organism in Eukaryota, Viridiplantae, Chlorophyta, Chlorophyceae, Chlamydomonadales, Volvocaceae. The transcript has a single exon. The record is from RefSeq and is a predicted model, not a curated record.
AUGGCAGUGCUUGAGCGUGUGGGCCGACGCGGCGCGGCCCAUGCCGCCGGAAGUGCGGCCGACUUGCCGUUUCGCGGGUGGCUUCAACGCACGUUGGCCGGCAUGCUGACCGGUCGUAAAGCCACUGCUGAGCCCGCAGAGGCGGAAGAGCCGUUACUUGGGCCAUCUUGCAGCGCCGGUGAAGGUCCAGGUCUACUUUUCCCAGCACCAGCACCUCCCACCUCUGGAAACGCCAGCACCGUAGCCCUUCCUCCACAGAAGAAAGGGCACAGUCAAGCCAACACCGCCGCCAUCGGUCCCACUCAGCAGCCAGCACCUCUCCUGCCCGCCACCCCCACCACCACCGCUCCCGAACAGCAGCCGGCAACACGCCUGCCCCCCGCCACCCCCAAUGCCACCGCCAACCCGCAACGGAAGCGCACCAAGUCCACCAAUAAGAUCGAUGCCGUUGGUGUCCCCCCGGGGUUUGAGCGGCCUCAUAAUCCCAACGAGGACAUUGUUUGGCUGACUGACGCUUGUGGUGGUGAUUUCAAGAGCUGGGCCUAUGCACUUCAGGGCUCGACGACGGUCAUAUGCUUCUUUUGCGACACACAUAAGAAAAGUAACGCCACCAUUUCCCGCACGAACUGGGAUCGCUCAGCUUACACCCGGCACGAGGCCUCGCACUCCCACAAAGCGGCUGUAGACCAUUACACGCAGGAUCAGUAG